This is a messenger RNA of Chelmon rostratus (copperband butterflyfish), 4554 nucleotides long. Its product is annotated as retinoic acid receptor gamma-A-like. The coding region runs from base 405 to 1889 and encodes 494 amino acids. Gene Ontology annotation, molecular function: nuclear glucocorticoid receptor binding; RNA polymerase II cis-regulatory region sequence-specific DNA binding; zinc ion binding. Gene Ontology annotation, cellular component: nucleus; transcription regulator complex. The record is from RefSeq and is a predicted model, not a curated record. Gene Ontology annotation, biological process: cellular response to corticotropin-releasing hormone stimulus; retinoic acid receptor signaling pathway; regulation of transcription by RNA polymerase II. The transcript is spliced from 9 exons. Lineage: Eukaryota; Metazoa; Chordata; Actinopteri; Chaetodontiformes; Chaetodontidae.
GAGAGGGAGGCGGAAUGCAACAGGCUGAACUCUAUCGUCGCUGCGAGAGGGACUUCUGACUGACAAACACAACUACUACGCUGCUCCCCAGCUCGUUUCUCCACUGACUCGCCCUCACUGACCAGCCAGACUGUGUGCCGAGUGAGCAGCUCACCAGCUCUGAGUCUGGAUCUGGGCAGGUCUUGGUCUCGUGGCUCCUGGCCUUUCUCCGACUCUUCCUUCCUCCUCAGCAUCCCUCUCACUUCUCUGCAGCCUAAAGGCGGAGAGGCCAGCAGCUGAGAGGGGCUGAAUGGCACCGGCCCUCUUCAGACUAACCGCAGGGCCCUGACGAAGACCACCGAGGAAGAGGAACCAACAAGGCAGUCAGAGAGAAGUCACCUGAACCACCAGCAGCAAUUUUCACGAUGGCGACCAACAGGGAGCACCAACUGCAUCACAUGACCGGCUUCCCUCGAGCUAUGUACCCGUUCACCUUCAACUCCAUGCGGAGCCACUCCCCCUUUGACCUACUGGCCAGCAGCCACCUCUUCGGCCGGUUUGGGGCAGACCUUCCCAAAGAGAUGGCUGCACUGUCGGUGGAGACCCAGAGCACCAGCUCAGAGGAGAUGGUGCCCAGCUCUCCUUCCCCUCCUCCUCCUCCUCGUGUCUACAAGCCGUGCUUUGUGUGCCAGGACAAGUCAUCUGGUUAUCACUAUGGCGUGAGCUCCUGUGAGGGCUGCAAGGGCUUCUUCCGGCGCAGUAUCCAAAAGAACAUGGUGUAUACCUGCCACCGAGACAAGAACUGCCAGAUCAACAAAGUGACCCGUAACCGCUGCCAGUACUGUCGGCUGCAGAAGUGCUUUGAGGUUGGCAUGUCCAAAGAAGCGGUGCGCAACGACAGGAACAAAAAGAAGAAGGAUGUGAAGGAGGAGGUGGUGCUGCCGGAGAACUAUGAGCUGAGUGGAGAGCUGGAGGAGCUGGUUAACAAAGUCAGCAAAGCUCACCAAGAGACCUUUCCAUCUCUGUGCCAACUAGGAAAAUACACCACAAAUUCAAGUGCUGACCACAGAGUACAGCUGGACUUGGGCCUGUGGGAUAAGUUCAGUGAGCUGUCCACUAAGUGCAUUAUAAAGAUUGUGGAGUUUGCCAAGCGGCUACCAGGCUUCACUACGCUCACCAUCGCUGACCAGAUCACCCUCCUCAAAUCUGCAUGCCUGGACAUCCUGAUGCUGAGGAUAUGCACUCGCUACACCCCAGAACAGGACACAAUGACCUUCUCAGAUGGCCUGACUCUCAACAGGACCCAGAUGCACAACGCUGGCUUCGGUCCUCUCACAGACCUGGUGUUUGCCUUCGCUGGUCAGCUGCUGCCUUUGGAGAUGGACGACACAGAGACGGGCCUACUCAGUGCAAUCUGUCUCAUCUGCGGAGACCGUAUGGACCUGGAGGAGCCACAGAAGGUAGACAAGCUGCAGGAGCCGCUGCUAGAGGCACUGAAGAUCUACACCCGCCGCAGACGCCCGAACAAGCCUCACAUGUUUCCCCGCAUGCUGAUGAAAGUCACCGACCUCCGAGGAAUCAGCACCAAAGGUGCAGAGAGAGCCAUCACACUGAAGACAGAGAUCCCAGGCCCCAUGCCUCCGCUGAUCAGGGAGAUGCUGGAGAACCCCGAGGCCUUCGAGGACAGCAGCGACUCCGGGGAUAGCGCUGCGGCCGCCCCCCCUGCCAUUCAAGCCAUCAAGCAAGAGGAGAAGGCCACAUAUGAGUCGACCGUUGAGGAGGAAGAGGAGGAGGAAGAGGACGACUACUGGGACGAGGAGCGAGAGCGAGGGGCGGACAGUGAUGGGGAGCCGUGCGGGGAGGCGGCGGCGGGCGUGCAAAAGAAAGGCGCUGCUGGGAAAACGCAGUGAGAGAGACACUACGAUGCUGCUUCCUCCUUCAGAUGGCCAAGCCCUCGCCCAGCAACGUCUCCCAGAAACCUCACACAAUUGGGCUCUUAUACGACAACAGUGUGGCAUGUAGCACAUAUUUACAUAUACUGUACAUGUUGACUGGAAGGAAGAUGUGUUAAAUUCAGUAUAGGAAGCAAAGAGUGGGAGAAGCAAAAGCACUAAAAGUCAGCGGGUUGAGAAAAUCACUGUGCCAAAAUGAGACUGUCUAAAAGGUAUUUCAAAGGUCAUCCACCACAAAGAGGAGUGAAAGGUGGUGGAGAAGAAAAUGCACUCCUCCGCUAUCUAUAAGGGCUAUGCUUUGUAUAAAAUUGAUGGUAAAAAAUACAUUGCAACAAUAGAACUAUGUGGUGUCCAUUUGCCGCAAAACAUCUUCUCAGAAUUCCUUUUAUUACUAUUCAGAGAUAUGCUACUUAUUUUUUUAGGCAUUUUUUUUCCAAAGCAUGUACACAUUUGUGGUCUUUCUUUAUGCCUGUUCAUGGAGCUCUUUUCCUUGUAUAUUUUCCACUCAUAUAUGUGUUGUUGUUUUUUUUUUUAAGCUUUUUUAAUUUUAUGCAUUUCAGCUUUAUUGGACACAGCGAGAAGCAAUAGCAAAGAGAGUAAAGAGAGCAAUAGCGAAGACAGAGCAGGACUCAAAACUCACAAUGCGACAAGCACAUGGUGCGAAACCACCCGGAAGCGAGCGAGAGGAGGAAGUGUUCAACUGUGAUCUCAGCUCUGGUGCUCGUGAUCCAAACAAGGCCCAAUGCAAAACAAACACAGUGACGCGUCUCCACCUCUUCACAAAAUGACACACAAUCGUUUAACGAAACGUACUUUGACUAAAGAAUCUGCAGGGUAGAUUUAAUGUCAUCACACGAUCUCAGGUUGAUUCUAUCAGGGCCGCGUCUCACCUGUCAGUCCAGUAUUUUAAGAAAACGGUUGGUGCGAAUGCUCCGACACGAGGGCCCCAUCUUCAACAAACGUUCUUCUCACGAGGGGUCGGGGUUAUUCAAGUUGUCGAGCAUGCUGCACAUGCCCUUGGUACAGCAACCAGGUACAGGUAAGCCAUAAUAUUUUCAUUUUGUAAACAUGAGCGAAGAAUCAUCCGAACAGACAAAACCCUUAUAGGCAGUUUACUUCACAGAAAACCUCAGGUGUGUAUGUGUGUGUGCAUGAGUGUGUCACCACCGCCAUAAUCCACUUUAUGCAGAAGUUCUCCUAAAAAUGCGCAUUAAAGAGGUUUUGUAGCAAAAAACGAAAAGCUUUCACGCACCCAAAGACUUCUGGUGGACAGCAGGACAUUGAUGUCGAUGCAAGCUAACCAAGAAGCGCACGAUCAACUGUAACUGAGGUUGCAACCGUCCAACAUUGAUUGACGCCGAGACAAAAGCUUUACUUCGGGUGACCUGUCUGCUGACGUGCAGGGCAGUAUGUUCAAAUGAUGCGCGUUCAUGUGUGCUGUAUCUCAUGAGUGAUGCAAAAACACGGAUUUUGUACAAUAAAUACUUAAUAUUCGUUUUUCGACGAGACUUUACAGCUUUUUUUUAUGUAUAAAUCUGACACUGUUGGUGUAAUGAAAGACAACGUGGGUCUGACUCAACUCCUUAGUAGUUGUAAGGGAAAAGAUUCUCCAUCAGCAUGCUUCAAAGAUGGUGCCAGCGUCUGAAAAGAGGACUGCGUGUUCCUGGUCGUCGUACACAGAGGCAUUCACUCCCUGAACGAAGCAGAAGAGAACAGAUCCGACGUGACCACUGUGGGAAAACACCAGCGUGUGGAAACAUGAAACAGGUCUUAAGCACCGGGUGUAAAACCAUCAAGGACACAGACGUUGAUGCAACACACUGACACUGUGAUGAUGGGUUGUUGUUUUUUUUUUAAUUGUGAUAUUAUAGGAUGGCAAUAUCACAAUUGUGACUGAGGUAAAAGACAAAAUGUAUAUCUGUGAUUUUCCUCAGUCUGUUUCUCUUCCUCUGUCUCACACACACACACACACACACGGUCAAUGUUUUGCACAUCGUCAGCCAAUUCUUCAUACUUUGUUGUUUAGUAUUUAAUGAUGUUUCUACAUCGUAUAACUUCAUGAUAAAUUGUUUUCCUGUUUUUCUUUUCUUGAGUUUGAGCUGGUGCAAUAGAUUCUCCGUGGACGAGGUCACCACGGCCUCAGCUCUGUGUGUAAGAUGGUGAGUAAAUGAAAAAAAAAUACCAAAGACAGAUGUUUCAUCACAUCUGGACAAAAACAAAAGUAAUAAGAAAAUCUAUUCAGCUCGUUGAUGUGAAAUAUAUUCACUCUGUAUCAUGUGAUCGAGGAAAUUUCAUGAUCUCAUGUGACUUGUGAAGCUGGAACCGUCUCGUCUCUGUUACAUUUUGUUGUUGUUUUUUUAACUGAUGUCUUACUUUUUAUAAACAAUCUUUGUAGCCUGCAAAUAUCUUGUCUUCAUGUUCAGGGAUUCAGACACCUCAUGAGUUUCAUUUCGAUUGGAUUUAUGCCAAAAUGACUCUGAUAUAUACACACACACACACACACACAGAAAAACAAAGACUUGGGGUUUUUUACAUUUUCGCUUAUUUGCUGCUUAUUGUUUGCUUAUUUGUUAUUUCUUGUUGUCUUUCUUGUAUUUUGAUAAAGGCGCUUUUUGUUCUCAGA